Molecule: messenger RNA, 453 nt
Organism: Priceomyces carsonii
Lineage: Eukaryota; Fungi; Ascomycota; Pichiomycetes; Serinales; Debaryomycetaceae
Product: mitochondrial 54S ribosomal protein mL61
Exons: 1
Coding region: 1-453 (150 amino acids)
Cellular component (GO): mitochondrion
Molecular function (GO): structural constituent of ribosome
Source: RefSeq, a predicted model, not a curated record
AUGGCUAAAUCUACUCAUUCCAUGUUCAAAAACCUUCCUACCUCUAAGGUUUUGAAGCAAAUAGCGAGGUUGAAUAAUAUUGCAGGAACUCCGGAAACUGCUUUUAAGUUUCCUUCGAAAUACAACAAGAUUGAAUUACUCUUGAUACAAAAGCUGGUUCAUGGUCCAUCUAUUGGAUUAAAGAAAUUUUGGAGAAAUAACCUACCUACUUUAAAGUUUCACAAUGAUGGGACAGAAUUUUGCUUAACUAGAAUCAAAACCAAAAACAAGGCAGAUCUCGAAAGGUGCCCGACGAAAAUUUUGGUUCACAGUCAGAACAAUGAAGUUAUCGAAAUAGACUGUGCAAAUAAAACAGCAUAUGAAAUUCUCAAAAAUCUCGUUAAGAGAACAGGUGCUAAUUCUGUCCCAGCAAAAGAAAUUCCAAUUAUAAAGGAGUCUACACAAAAAAUGUAA